GUCCUAAUUAGAAGGCCAUCACUAAUAAAAGGCCGACUUAAAAUCAAUCCCGUUUUAUUGUUUUGAGUGAAUUGUGUGCAGAACAAAGAGAAUUUAUUUACUUAACGUGCACGGAAAGUGUUUGGCAAUGUAGUGCGCAAUAGGUUAUACGAAAUGCGUCUGCGACGCCGGUGGCAUCGGCGGAUGCGGCGUACAAUUGAGAAAAUCUAUCGGCUUAAGAUGCAGUCGAGACGAAAACUGAUUUUCCUAGCAAUAUUUGGAGCACUCUGCGUUCUACUCUGGGUGGCAGGGCAGCAAAUGUUCAAUGCUUCAGAUGGCCAUGACAGUAGACAUUAUAGCGAAACUCACUGUGCGCCCAUAGAUGCCGUCUAUACCUGGGUAAAUGGAUCGGAUCCCGAUUUUAUAGAAUUGGUUCGAAGAUAUGAUGCCAACUACGAUCCAUCGAGAUUCGAUGACAAAAAUGAGCUGAAAUAUUCGCUGCGUUCGUUGGAGAAGCACGCAAGCUGGAUAAGGCAUGUGUACAUUGUGACCAAUGGCCAAAUACCCAGCUGGCUAGACUUGAACUAUGAAAAGGUCAGCGUGGUGCCUCACGAACUGCUCGCUCCAGAUCCCAAACAAUUGCCCACAUUCUCUAGUGCUGCCAUUGAGACGUUUAUACAUCGCAUACCAAAGUUGUCCAAGAGGUUUCUCUAUCUCAACGAUGAUAUCUUUUUGGGUGCUCCAUUGUAUCCGGAGGAUUUGUAUACGCAGGCGGAGGGCGUGCGCGUCUAUCAGGCCUGGAUGGUGCCCGACUGUGCCUUGGAUUGCCCCUGGACCUAUAUAGGCGACGGUGCGUGCGAUCGUCAUUGCAACAUCGAUGCGUGCCAAUAUGAUGGCGGUGAUUGCAGUGAGGGCGGCAUUGGCGCAGCUGCGGCUGGUCAACUGCAGCAGGAGCUGCACCAAGCAGCUGAAGCAGCUGCUCCCGUGGCCCAUCCGCCUGUGCAUAAGUUUCCCAAUAUGGGCUUGCAGCAGCUGUUCAAGCGCAGCUCGACCAACUUUAAGGAGCUGAUGAAGCAUCGCAAUGUGUCCACUUUGCUGGAGCUGCGUCGCAUUGUGGAGCGCUUUAAUAAGGAUAAGCUGAAGUCCCUCAAUCCCGAGUUCGAUGUGAGCAGCACCAGCUCCAGCAAUUUGCUGCACAAGGAGGACUUCAAGUCCUCCACAGACAUUUACUCGCACUCCCUGAUAGCCACCAAUAUGCUGCUCAAUCGUGUCUAUGGCUUCAAGGCGCGCCAUGUGCUGGCUCACGUGGGAUUCCUCAUCGAGCGUGACAUUGUCGAUGAUAUGCAUCAGCGCUUCCAGCAGCAGGUGCAGCAGACAGCCCAACAACGUUUCCGUACGGCAACGGAUUUGCAAUUCGCGUUCGCUUACUAUUCGUUCCUGAUGAGUGAGACGCGAACGCUGAGCGUCGAAGAAAUCUUCGAUGAGUUCGAUACGGAUGGCUCGGGCACCUGGUCGGAUCGUGAGGUGCGCACAUGCCUGACACGCAUCUAUCCGCCACCGUUGGAUUGGUCAGCGAUGCGUUACUUUGAGGAGGUGGUGCAGAAUUGCACGAGAAAUGUGGAGCAGGAUGUCAACAGCAAGAUUGUGCACUCCACAUUGGUCUAUGAGCGCUACGAGGAUUCCAAUUUGCCCACCAUCACCCGCGAGCUGGUCUAUCGCUGCCCAUUGCUGGCUGAGGCGCUGACCGCCAACUUUGGCGUGCGCCCCAAAUAUCGCUUUCACGUCAGUCCGAAGCGCGCCUCGCACAGCAAUUUUAUGAUGCUCACCUCGAAUCUGACGGAGGUCGUGGAGGCGCUCGAUCGCAUGCGUCGUAAUCCACGCAAGUUCAAUUGCAUCAAUGAUAAUCUGGACUUUAAACGUGGCGAGGACAAUGAGCUGGUGCGUCAUCUUCUCGAGGAUUUCUAUUUGUCCUUCUUUCCGCGUCGCAGCAAAUUUGAGCUGCCGCCACAAUUUCGCAACCGCUACGUCUCUUGGACGGAUUAUCAACGCUGGCGUCGACGUAAACGCGCCGUCCUCGUCGUUGGCUACGGAGUUAGCCUGCUUCUGGUCAUUUUUCUACUACGCUUGCUCUGCCAGCACAAGGCGAAGAUCGUGCGCCGUUGUGUGCAGCGACUGUAGAGUAUAUGUAUUUACUGAUAUUAAUAUCGGCCUUAAGGUUGUGUUCGUUUUGCUUUACAUUUCACUUAAUUUCGUGUUGUGAUAAGUUUUAAUUGAGAUUAUCGCCAUUUCCAUUCUAGUUAUAUAGAACAUUGAGCUCUGACUGUAUCUAAUUUAAGCGCAAUCAUGAGGCUAAUUUUAAGCGUGGCAAACUG
Molecule: messenger RNA, 2351 nt
Organism: Drosophila navojoa
Lineage: Eukaryota; Metazoa; Arthropoda; Insecta; Diptera; Drosophilidae
Gene: Gnptab
Product: N-acetylglucosamine-1-phosphate transferase subunits alpha and beta
Biological process (GO): N-glycan processing to lysosome; carbohydrate phosphorylation
Cellular component (GO): Golgi apparatus
Molecular function (GO): calcium ion binding; UDP-N-acetylglucosamine-lysosomal-enzyme N-acetylglucosaminephosphotransferase activity
Source: RefSeq, a predicted model, not a curated record